This is a messenger RNA of Loa loa (African eye worm), 938 nucleotides long. RefSeq names its product AGC/GRK/GRK protein kinase. The record is from RefSeq and is a predicted model, not a curated record. The transcript has 8 exons. Gene Ontology annotation, cellular component: cytoplasm. Gene Ontology annotation, molecular function: ATP binding; G protein-coupled receptor kinase activity. Lineage: Eukaryota; Metazoa; Nematoda; Chromadorea; Rhabditida; Onchocercidae. The annotation marks the transcript as partial. Gene Ontology annotation, biological process: protein phosphorylation; regulation of signal transduction; signal transduction.
GUGAUCUGAAGUUCCACUUGUACAAUUUAAUACCUGGUGGAUUUGAAGAAAAGCGUGUGCAGUUUUAUGCUGCUGAAAUUACUCUCGGCUUACAACAUUUACACAAGGAGCAUAUCAUUUACAGGGAUUUGAAACCAGAAAAUAUUCUUCUUGAUGAUUACGGCCAUGUCCGAAUAUCUGAUCUAGGACUUGCAGUUGAAUUAAGAGAUAAUGAACCUAUAAAAGGAUGUGUCGGUACGGUUGGUUAUAUGGCACCAGAAGUUAUUAAAAAUGAACGAUAUUCAUACGGUGUCGAUUGGUGGGGAUUGGGUUGCCUAAUAUAUGAAAUGAUCGAAGGAAAGGCGCCUUUUCGGCAACGGAAGGAAAAAAUAAAGCGUGAAGAAGUGGAACGGCGAGUUCGCGAAGAUCAGGAAAAGUAUUCGGAUAAAUUUAGUGAAUCUGCCAGGACUAUAUGCAGAGGUCUUCUGCAUAAAGAACCAGGACUUCGGCUUGGAUGUCGCAGAGUUGGUAAACAGGAAGAAGGUGCUGAAGAGUUAAAAAGCCAUCCUUUUUUCUUACAGGGAGAUGUGAAUAGGGGUAGGGAGCCGGUACCUUGGAAGAAAAUGGAGGCUGGAAAGUUGACACCACCGUUUUGUCCUGAUCCUAGAGCAGUGUAUGCCAAAGAUGUGCUCGACAUCGAGCAGUUCAGUACUGUUAAAGGUGUAAGAUUAGAUGCAACGGAUAACCAGUUUUAUGGGAAAUUCAGCACUGGAUCUGUUUCAAUACCAUGGCAGAAUGAGAUGAUUGAAACAGAGUGUUUCCGAGAACUCAACGUGAUGGAAGAGAAUGGUGAACUAGUGUCGGAUUUGCGUAAUGACUCGAUUAAGGGUGGAAAGAACAAAAGUGAAUCUAAUAACAAAUUUAGAUUUCUCGCACAACUGUUCAAGCGAAAAGCCUGA